Molecule: messenger RNA, 788 nt
Organism: Aspergillus pseudonomiae
Lineage: Eukaryota; Fungi; Ascomycota; Eurotiomycetes; Eurotiales; Aspergillaceae
Exons: 1
Coding region: 134-583 (149 amino acids)
Source: RefSeq, a predicted model, not a curated record
GUUUUGCGCUAUCCUCGUUUAUCUACCUUGACUAUGGUUGGUUGCUGGCCCGACAACACUGUAUAAUGUUUACUAAUACCGUAAGGCUUCUCUACAUAGAGAUUUUCUUCUUUACCCAGCAAAAUCAGCUAUAAUGGCCCUGAUUAUACAGUAUCUUGGCUUUGUUGCCCUCGACGAGCUCAUGUGCAGCAAUAUCAAUCCGGAGCUCAGGUCUCUUGGGACGAAAGAGCUAGAGGAUGAGGACAUUGUCCAACUCGUCCACAAUAAAUUGUUAAUUGACUAUGCCCAAACCAUGUCGAGCUAUCUCACCGAUGACGAUCUACUCCUGCUGUCACUUAUUACUUGGCAAUUUGACUCAUCAAUGGGCUAUUUGUCGCCAGUGCCAACUGCGUCGAAAGACACGCAAUACGCAACGCCUUUUCGAGAACUCCUGCAUUUCUUCGCACAAUCAUCGGAUGAAAAUUUCAAUCAUCUUACAGGAAGUUACAAUCUGCUAAUGAAUCAGAAAAUAAGCACGAAGGAGUUCCAGUACAAAUUUACGGCGUUGGUACGCUCUCUCGAAAAAUAUUUCGAAAAUGAAUAGGCAUCCAUGUAAUACCCCAUUGCAAAAACAUGUACUUCCACCAUUACAUGCAACUAAUAUACUGUCAAAUAAUCACUACUUUCUUUCUCAAUCGUUAGAUAAAAGGACAUGAUAUGCAGCGAUCAACACUUGCUAUGUUACAUCGAUACGACCGAGUUCUACGCAACGAACUAAAUUUGAACGAAAUUAGCCACGGAAUAUUGCG